Messenger RNA from Chenopodium quinoa (quinoa), 561 nucleotides. RefSeq lists its product as uncharacterized. The coding region runs from base 1 to 561 and encodes 186 amino acids. NCBI's taxonomy places the organism in Eukaryota, Viridiplantae, Streptophyta, Magnoliopsida, Caryophyllales, Amaranthaceae. The record is from RefSeq and is a predicted model, not a curated record. The transcript has a single exon.
AUGUUGCCUUACAUUACAGGAUGGAAGGAUGUCAUCGGCGAUGGUAACUGCGGCUUUCGUUGUGUGGCCGAGUUCUUCUUUGGUGAUCAAGGACGAUGGUAUGACGCUCGAGAAACAAUAGCAAACGAGGUCCUUGGUUAUCCAGCCCUGUACGAGAGGAUUUACGGCCUUGGAAGACUUGGGAUCAAUGUGGAGCGAAUUAGAUGGGACGGUGGGGCGGUUGAUUCCCGUCAUUGGAUGACUGCAAUUCAAGAUUUAUUUCCUAUUGCUAAUUGGUUCAACGCAAUGGUUAUUAUUCUUGGUGUUGGCACCGUACCAACCUGCUACUAUCCAUGCCUCACGAUUUUGCCGUUGCGGGCACGAAGGGGGGUCACUGCACCUGAACGAGAGUUUGUGAUCGCUACAGUUGGGGGCUCACAUUUUAUCUGUAUUAACCUUGCACCAGAUUCACCUCUUCCCCCGAUUGCAGGUUGGUGGACCGAGAACCACGAGCCAAGUGUUGACGGUUGGGAUCAGCGUUAUGCGGCUAUAAGGAACAUGUGGGAUGCGUUAAUUAGAUAA